Helianthus annuus (common sunflower) is the source of this 847-nucleotide messenger RNA. Its product is annotated as CASP-like protein 1. The transcript has 3 exons. The record is from RefSeq and is a predicted model, not a curated record. Bases 74 to 679 code for a protein of 201 amino acids. NCBI's taxonomy places the organism in Eukaryota, Viridiplantae, Streptophyta, Magnoliopsida, Asterales, Asteraceae.
GCAAACAUAACACUGCACUUGUCCACAACACGAUCAGUACGUUUUCUGUAUUCUACAUUCAAGCAGCCAAGCCAUGGCAUCCGUUACUCCACCGCAUUCUACCAUAUCGGUGAAGUCGCCAGAACCAGAUUACAAGGGUAGUACCGGUACAGGGGAUGUCAAGAACCAUGUGGUGGUUGAUGUGGCCUUGAGGGUCAUGUUGUUUGCAACUUCCUUGAUUGGUAUCAUUGUUAUGGUCACUUCUAAACAAACCAAGCUCAUACCUGUUGCACCUGGCAUGGCUCUACCCAUGGCUGCAGAAUUCAAUCAAUCACCAGCUUUCAUAUAUUACGUGGUAGCACUGUCUGUAGCUUGCUUGUACAGCAUCAUCUCUAGUGUGUUAUCGGUUCUAGUACUGUUGAAGCCCAAAGGAAGCUCAACUAGGCUGCUGUUUCACUUUCUGAUACUUGACGCGUUUCUGUUAGGUAUCAUGGCUUCUGCUACAGGAGCAGCAGGAGCUGUAGCUUACUUAGGAUACAAAGGAAAUGCUCAUACAAGAUGGAAUGAGGUUUGCAACAUGUACGAUUCCUUCUGCAGUCAUAUUGCAGGAUCUGUUACUAUAUCACUUCUACCGUCAAUCGCACUUCUACUGCUCAUUUGGCUCUCCGUUUUAGUGCUUUCGAAAAAGAUCAUGAGAUGAUAGUUACGUUGACAUGAAAAACACAGUUUCUCAUAUAGUCAUAUGUGUUGUAUCCUUCCAUGUUAGGAUUUGAGAUGGUAUAUGUAAUAAUUUGUAGGGGUGUGUGAGUGUUUGUGAGGUUUCAAAUGAAUACAUACUACAUAAGAACAAAGAAUAAUUAUAGUGAUA